Molecule: messenger RNA, 1788 nt
Organism: Aspergillus pseudonomiae
Lineage: Eukaryota; Fungi; Ascomycota; Eurotiomycetes; Eurotiales; Aspergillaceae
Product: isoamyl alcohol oxidase
Exons: 5
Coding region: 1-1788 (595 amino acids)
Molecular function (GO): oxidoreductase activity; FAD binding
Source: RefSeq, a predicted model, not a curated record
AUGCGUUCAACUCUGUGGUCACUAUUGGGCCUCACCGGGUUGGCCUACGCCAACACCGAGGGAUCCUGUAAAUGCACACCUGGAGACUCAUGCUGGCCAUCUCUCGACACUUGGAAUGCGCUCAACGCGUCGGUAUCUGGAAAGCUUAUUAAGAACACCCCCAUUGCCAUUUCCUGUUAUCCAGGUCCCGACCAGGACGAUGCCCAGUGCGCUUAUGUCAAUUCCCAAUGGUCCAAUGAAACCUGGCAGGCUCUGUCACCCGUCGGAUACGUUUAUCCUACCGAUGACAGCUGUCCGCCCGUGGAUCUCAGCUCGGGAGAGAAGCCUGGGAACUGUACCCUGGGACAGGCUCCUGUGUACACCAUCAAUGCGACAGAGCCGGAAGAGCUAGCUGCCGGGAUGGUGUUUGCAAAGAAGAAUAACAUUCGUCUUGUUGUGAGAAACACCGGCCAUGACAUUCUAGGAAAGUCUGAGGGCUACGGUGCCCUACAAAUCUGGAUCAAGUAUAUCCAGAAAGGAAUUACCUACCAUGAAAACUACGUGCCAUCGGACCAAUGUAAGGACACAAAGUGGACCGGUGCUGCGCUCACGAUCGCAGGUGGUUACGUCUGGGCGGAUGCCUAUCGGGAGGCAUUCAAGCGUAACCUGACCAUCGUUGGUGGAGGAGACCCUACUGUAGGCUGUAUCGGUGGAUACAUCCAAGGUGGUGGCCACUCACCUGCAAGCCGUGACUACGGUCUAGGGUCAGACCAAAUCCUCGAAGCGCAAGUCAUGCUCGCCGACAGCACCACCGUAACUGCCAACGCUUGCCAGAACUCCGACCUCUACUUUGCGAUCCGUGGAGGCGGCGGUGGCACCUAUGGCGUUGUCACCUCUGUAGUGAUGAAAGCGUACCCUUCAAAACCUGUCGUGGCGCAGUCGCUCGCCAUCCUGCCACUGGGGAACAGCACCGAUGCCCUUCUGGAAGCAGUUACAGACAUCCACACCGAGUACCCAGCCAUCUCCGACGCAGGGUUCUCCGGGUACGGCACCUGGUCCCUCAACAGCCCCAUGGUAAUCAUCGGCAACCAGACGGUUGGGUACGUCCAUGCCGUGGCAGCGAUGGGUAAAUCUCGCAAGGACGCAGAGGUAGCAUUUGCACCUCUGCUGCAGAAGCUACAGAAGUACAACGGCACCUCGCUUUUUGUUUCGGUCCAGUGGUAUGAGUUCCCCUCGUAUCCGGCCUACUACAUGGCCAUGUCGGGGGCGCACCAAUCCACUGGCUCGGCGAACUCUGCGUUGACUUCUCGGAUGUUCAACAAGGACUCUCUGACCAAGAACCGGGCUUUCCUUCGCAAGAUGAUCGGUACCAUUGCCGGGGCUCCGGAGGAGUACACUAUCAACAGCGUGGAGCUGGUCGGUGGUGGAAAGGUUCUGACCGACGGAAAAGACCGCUUCUCUGGGGUGAACCCAGCCUGGCGCUCGACCUACAUGGUCAACGUUGUAGCCCGGGGUUGGGCUGACGAGUCAGACGCUGACGCUGUCAAGAAGGAUAUUACCUACAAGAAGGGCGGGGCUAUGAGGGCUUUGACCCCGGGAAUGGGUAGCUACAUGAACGAGGCCGAUCGGAACGAUCCUUACUGGGCUACCGACUUCUUCGGUGCUAACUACAAGCGUCUGUGUUCAAUCAAGCAGAAGUAUGACCCGGACAGCCUUUUCUACUGUCCAGCCUGUGUGGGUAGUGAGGCCUGGCAUCAGGAUAGCCUCCCUGGGAAGGCAUAUGGUCCUCUUUGUUACGGAAGGAAGUAG